UAACCUGCCUGAGAAGGAAGCGGGUGGGUGCAGCUGAACCUGUUCUCUUUUUCUUGUCCAUUUUCACCUUUACUCUUUCUCUCUCUCUCCACACCGGAGGGAGAGGAAGAGGAGUGAAGCUGUAUUUGUUUUGCUCUCUCGUCUUUUUUUUUUUUUAACCAAUACUGAAAGUGGCUUCAGAAUAUUUCCCAAGUGAAACAGGAAUAUUUCACCACUCGGUCCAGCAUGGGGUCUGACGAGUCGUACAAUUUUGUCUUCAAAGUGGUUCUGAUAGGGGAGUCUGGCGUUGGAAAGAGCAACCUGCUGUCUCGAUUCACUAAGAAUGAGUUCAAUCACGACAGUCGCACCACCAUCGGCGUCGAGUUCAGCACACGGACCAUUCAGCUGGACAACUUCACCAUCAAAGCCCAAAUCUGGGACACAGCAGGGCUGGAGCGCUACAGGGCUAUCACCUCAGCCUACUACAGGGGAGCAGUUGGAGCACUGUUGGUCUACGACAUUAGCAAGCACCUGACCUAUGAGAGUGCAGAGAGGUGGCUGAAAGAGCUGUACGACCACGCAGACCCUCACAUCGUGGUCAUGCUGGUAGGGAACAAGAGAGACCUGGAGACCCUCAGGACCGUGCCCUCGGAUGAGGCCAGGGACUUUGCAGAGAAGAAGGGUCUCAUGUUCAUGGAGACAUCAGCGUUGGACUCCACGAACGUCGAAGCUGCUUUCAAUGAAGUCCUCACAGCGAUCCAUAAGAAGGUGGCCAGCAGAGAGGUGACCCGUGGCUCCAUCAGUGCUGUAACCCUGUCCAGCCCCAUCGGACCCACCAGUGAGACACAGGAGAAGGGCAGGACCUGCUGCAAGAGCUCCUAACAGCAGCUCCUGGUGCCCUGCGAUGAUCCGCUACCUCCUCGCCGAACCAGCAUCAGGCCUGACUGUCGUUUAAGCUUAAACACGACAUCAUGCACACAGUUUGAAGAGCGAGGUACCUGCCUGACACUUGAGCAGUCAACAUACAAACCUCUUUAAACAUAACUCAAAAAAAAAAAAAUAAAAAUAUGGGGAUGCAAACAUUGAGAAAGUCUAUUUUCUUGUGGUGGCUGAUGGGAGCUUUUUAUGAGAUAGCUGUGCUUUUUCCCCCCCUUUAUCUUAUCUUCAUGUUUUUAAAGAGGCGUUGUGAAGUUGUAUUGCUUUUAUAAAGGAAUGCACUGGGAUUCAUUUGGAAUAAAUUAUUUAUGUUAUUCUGUCUGCAUGUCCACAAAGACAUGAAUUUAUUAUCUGCAUUAGACACGUUAUCUAAAUUAGACGAGGGAAUAAGAGAGAGAGCUGAUGUGAAAUAAAGGCAGUGGAGGAAGGAGAACUUAAAAACCUUUGCGAAAGAAGUGAUAUCCCAGUGUGCAAAACUAGCCUGUUACCACAGAAAAUCCUGCAACAUUUUACUGCUGUUGUUAAAGUGCAGAAGUUUUUUUUAGCAAAAUGUUAAAUUUCAUCAUCUCAGUCCUGAGUAUGUAGAAUGUCCUCUCUCCAAGUGUUAUACUUUUGUAUAUAUGACUGUAUAUUACUGGAAUGUUAUUAUUGAUGCAUUCACAUGUGAGCAGCAUACACUGUUGGAGUUGAUUGAGAUUAGGCACAUUUUAACUAAUUUAUAUGCUGUUGGGUAGUUUAAUUUAUACAAAG
This is a messenger RNA of Chelmon rostratus (copperband butterflyfish), 1665 nucleotides long. Its product is annotated as ras-related protein Rab-25-like. Gene Ontology annotation, molecular function: GTP binding; GTPase activity. Gene Ontology annotation, biological process: exocytosis. Bases 226 to 861 code for a protein of 211 amino acids. The record is from RefSeq and is a predicted model, not a curated record. The transcript is spliced from 5 exons. Gene Ontology annotation, cellular component: recycling endosome. NCBI's taxonomy places the organism in Eukaryota, Metazoa, Chordata, Actinopteri, Chaetodontiformes, Chaetodontidae.